This is a messenger RNA of Emiliania huxleyi CCMP1516, 1239 nucleotides long. RefSeq lists its product as hypothetical. The record is from RefSeq and is a predicted model, not a curated record. Gene Ontology annotation, cellular component: plasma membrane. Bases 1 to 1239 code for a protein of 412 amino acids. The transcript is spliced from 7 exons. Gene Ontology annotation, molecular function: electron transfer activity. Lineage: Eukaryota; Haptophyta; Isochrysidales; Noelaerhabdaceae.
AUGAGGAUGGCGGUCUUGCAUGUGAUCGGCGCCUCGCUGCUCCUUCCCGCAGUCGCGAUGCAGCACGUUGUCGAAUGGCACGACUUAUAUGAUUCCGGAUCCGAGUCGCACGAGGUACACUACACCGUCGGCGACUCGGUUAUGUUUCGCUGGAAGGGGUCAUUGGGUCAUAACCUCAUGAAGGUCUCAAAGUCGGCGUACACGAACUGUGAAGACGAGAAUGGCGCCAUGCUCAACGAUGGGAGUUCCACCGGCCAGAUCGAGCAGGUCGUUGACUUCCCCAAGACCGGUGAAUUCUACUUUCUUUGCUCGGUUGGCUCCCACUGCGCCAAUAACCAAAAGAUCAACAUCACGAUCGACCCUGACACGACGUGCAACUCUGCAAAGAUGAUGUACCCCUCAAAAGACGCGGCUGAGGCGAGGGGGAGCAUGUGCGACCCACCGGUGCUGAACCACUUUGUCUUGGAUUUGCUGGUGCCAUUUGCGCUCGAGCAGCGCGCACGCGGCUGCUCGUUCGCCGAGCUGCAGCACGCGCUGCGCAAGUAUUGGCUCCCGUACCUGCAUCAGUCGAACUGUCCGAACGUCACCCACUCCAUUCUCCGCCAGAUCUUUGGCUACUUUGGGCGCUCGGCACGGCGCAACGGCCUCGUCUUGCACAACGCCUCACCGAGCUUGCGUGGCAUUUUUGCAAAGUGCGUGGCGCUCGACGAGCUGCAGGAGCUGUACGUCCUCCUCGUGAAGAAGCACAUGCUCGCGCCGGGCUCGAAGCACAUCCUCAAUAGGCUCAACACGUACGCCUCGAACCUCGACAUUCCGCUGCAGGAUCGGUCGGAUCGGUCGGUGUCGGCCUAUAGGCUGAAGACCAACAUCGAGACGCGCAUCAUACGGGCGCAACAGAACACCACUGUUGCUUCCAUUGACCACGAGAUUUUUGGCGCCUUUUUCAGGGGCCCCAAACCCCUUUUCCAGAACAUUGGGGAGGAGCUCGGGGAGAACGUCCCCCCCCCCUCCUUCGUGUGUAAUCCGUCCAUCGCCAUUUCUGGCGUCGCGCCGCCGCCGCCACCGCCGCCUGCCAAGAAGCGCGGUUGGGUCGUGGCCGUCGCCGUGUGCGUGCCCCUCGGCGUCGCCCUGCUCGCCCUCGGUGUGUACCUGCUCGUCAAGAAGGGCAAACUCAGCGUCCCGGGAUACGGCUCCGACCGUCCCUCGAUGACCAAGCACACCGUCACCGAGGGCGUCUAA